This is a messenger RNA of Effrenium voratum, 987 nucleotides long. Lineage: Eukaryota; Dinophyceae; Suessiales; Symbiodiniaceae. The record is from the annotation of a GenBank genome assembly.
AUGAAAUUGCGUCGUGCACUGGUGCUCCUUCCAGCGCUUAUGAUUGCAAGCGGAAUGGCAGCAUGGAAAAGGUACAUUGCAUGUUCAUUGACAAGCAGUAUGCUGAAUCGGCCUGAGCAGCUCAAAAUACUGUCGUGGAAUGUUGCAAGCCUGAGAUCCAUGUUGAAGCGCGAAAGUGGGGACGAGCUGCGGAAGCUGGUGGAGCGAGAGCAGCCUGACAUUACCUUCCUCCAGGAGCACAAACUCCAGGACAUUCAUGUGCCAAAAGUUGCACCUGAAUUGCUGCGAAUAUUUGAUUUGGCCUGCCCGGGUGAGAGCCAUCGAGCUACGUGGGCAGUUUCGAAGGCGCGCAAAGGCUAUUCCGGUGUUUGCGCAAUUUACCGCCAAUCAGUCGGUGGCGGAGUGCUUCGAGCAGCUGUUGGAGAGGUUGAUGAGGUAGAUGCAGCGGAAGGGCGUAGCGUUCGUUUGGACUUGCAAUGCGGUUUGAUCGUUGUCGGAAUUUAUUCUCCAAACUCUGGACAAAGACUUGCACGACUGGACUACCGUGUCAGCGUAUGGGAUUCCAAGCUGCGGUCAUACUUGAAGAAGUUGGACACGGAGGCUGGCUGCGAAGGGGGUUUGCUGCUUUGCGGAGAUCUCAAUGUAGCACACGAGGACAUCGAUUUCUGGAACCCCACAUCGGCGCGAACAAGGCGACAAGCUGGUACAACACCGCAGGAGAGGCAGAGCUUCACAGCUUGGCUUGCUGAGCUGGAUAUGAUCGACAUGUUUCGCUUCAAAAAUCCGGAGACAGAGGGUGUCUUUACAUACUGGAAUCGAAGAACCAAUGGCCGUCCUGCAAACAAGGGGAUGCGCCUUGAUUACUUUCUUGGCAGCCGGCGCUUGUGCAGCUCAAGCCAGGUUGCUGUGAGCGACUGCCAGGUGCUGGGCGCUUUCGGUGGCAGUGAUCACUGCCCAAUCUCCUGUGUGGUCGAAGUGGCAAAAUAG